AUGUCCUCCUCGCCACCCCAGGGCGAUUCGCCUUCACCUCCUCCCGCGCCCUACUCCGCUCCCCCAGGACAUCCUGAAAUAACUGUCGAUGGGCAACGUGUCCUUUCUCAACUCGAGAACACCGCAACACUUGGACGUGUGUCGUCAAAGUCGAGUGACGUUCCGACAAUCGCUCAAGGAUUGGCCACCAUUCAGCUUGGACCUGCCAACUUGUUGAGCCCCCUUGGUCAUCGCACCACGAGAGAUGUUGCCGAGGACGUUGAUCAUGGACCAGGUCACACCAGCGAUGCCAAGUCGGUAUCCUCGGGACAUUCGUCGAAGGUUGGAUUCAGGAAACGCUUGUCGCGAUUCCUCAAUGGCGACCCCAAAGUCAAAGAGACUGCUCCCGCCUCGGCAGCCUCAUCAGCGCCUGUUACGCUCGUUGGAACUGAGAGUCGUAUCCAGUCUGGGCCACCUGACCGUGACGCCGUGCCUGUCUCGUUGGGACUGCACUCACCAGCACCUUCCGCUAAAAUGUUGUCCACGUCACUCAUUGUCCCAGCUACCCAGCCGCAGCCGAGUCCUGCUGCGAGUAGAACCCUCCGCGUAGACAUCUUCCCCGAAAAUGUUAUCAAACCCAUCUAUAAGACCGACUUACCCAAGCCGCAUGCUCGUGUUGACAGGACCCCGCAGCUUGUCUACUGUUACAGUCUCCUCUCCAAGGCUCAAGAACCGUUGCAACCAACCACGGACAGUGAUGUCUCUCAGGAUUACCUCCUCGACGACAAGGAUAAAGGAUGGGUUCAGCUUAUUGAUCCCGUCUUGCAGGACCGAUAUCGAUGGCUUGUCGAGCAAUUGGUCAGAGUGUUCUCUGACAACCCACUCAAGACAUCUGAUGUGGUCGCCGAGAUCGUUCUUGUUGGUCCCGUCCUUGACCGCGAAACCUACCGCAGCCUGCUCUCAUGCUUCAUCUCUAAGUUUGAGCAGACAACAGCGCUGGAUGUCACUCUGCUCCAAGGUCUUGUGCAACUGGUCGAGUGCGCCUCAUCUGGAUACCUUGUUGACGAUGAUCUAGUCAGGAUCGCCACUGUCCUCUCCAAGGAGCUGUCAAUUACCCAUAUUGGCACGAGUGACCAUCCUUUGUAUCUGACACUGUCGCUCGCUCGAGUCCUCGAUGUGAUGGUGACUGGCAAGAUUAAGGACUUGAACCGUGAACGAGACCAUCAGCCGAUGCUGCAGCUCCUGAACAGUCUGAAGGACAGCGACAAUGCCGUUCAGAAGUACGAAGCAACCUACGCCUACCAGGCCCUCCAAUAUGCACCCGACGAUGAGACUCCACUCCAAGUGCUGUGGAGAUAUGCCAAGGUUGCAGCGGCAGGUACAGGUGCAGUGUCGAGUGUUUUCAAGUUGGAUCCAGAGGGGCUCCUCAAUGGCAUCGAGAGUCUUCAAGAGAUCGGUGCGGGGGUUGCGGGAGCAGUUAGCACAGGAAUUGAAGUUGUUGAGAGCCUUCGUGUUGGUGCUGAUGGGGCCAUCCGCGCAUCAGAGAGCAAGUUCGACUUUAUGAUGAAGCGCUCGUGGUAUCUCGCUCUGCAAGGAACGGCCCUCUUCAUCCGCCAGGGACGACUUUCAGACUUUAACCUAGUCGUCAGCCAGGCGCCUUGCCGCAACAAUCCCAACUUUCAGUGGGGGAUCUGCCGCCAGGUCGGAGAGAUUGCAGUCGACCCGCUCUGGGAUGUUCAUGUCCGCCAACAGGCCGUCGACUUUCUGGGUGAGCUGUACAGAGGCGAACCGCAUGUCGAUGUCAAACGCUGGGUCCUCACCAUCCUCAUCCAGAUCUCGGGGAUGUCGGAUAUCUCUAUCAAGAAUCGCGCUGUUGCUUUGCUGCUGGACCUGAAGAAUGGCGACAUCGUCGAGUAUCUUGGCUGUUACCCCCUGAACAGACGCCUCCUUCUGCCUUCAACCUCCCCGCUUCUUGCUAAGGUCCAAGGAAUCCCAAAACUCGAGUACGACCUUCACGUAUUGAGAUUGAUGAGGAUUGCCGACUAUAACCAGGCGGUUUACAUCGACCCCAUGGCCAAACCUAACCUCCAAGACAUGGAUGACAAUCUGUUCCCUCUCAUGGACAAGGUCAAGGACUUUCUUGCCAGCGACACUCAGGUCAUGCUUGUUCUUGGCGACUCGGGAGCGGGAAAAUCGACAUUCAAUCGACACCUGGAACACGAGCUCUGGCAGGAGUACAAGGCAGGAGGCCGCAUCCCGCUUUUCGUCAACUUACCAUCCCUCGAGCGACCAGAGAAGGAUUUGGUUGCAGAGCAAUUGAGGACCUACAACUUUUUGGAGGACCAGAUCCGUGAACUGAAGCUGCACCGCCUGUUCACAUUGAUCUGUGAUGGAUACGACGAGAGCCAGCUUACAUCCAAUCUGCAUACCACCAACUUCUUCAACCGAUCUGGGCAGUGGGACGUCAAGUUACUCAUCACCUGUCGCACGCAGUAUCUCGGACCGGCCUAUCGGAGUCGGUUUGAGCCCAAGGCGAUAGACCAGUACACUCGUGUCGCCAACGAUCUUUUCCAACAAGCCGUCAUCACCCCAUUCACCAGGGAGCAAAUCGAAGACUAUGUAGAGCAUUAUGUUCCUCUCGAGCCGCGCACCUGGGUCAAGAAGGACUACAUGGACAAGCUAGAGGCUAUCCCCAAUCUGAUGGAUCUAGUCAAGAACCCGUUCCUCCUUACGCUGUCACUGGAGGCCCUUCCUACGGUCGUGCAAGGAAAAGCCGACCUCUCUAGGCUUCGGAUCACUCGUGCGGAGCUGUACGACACUUUUGUGAUGCACUGGAUGGCUGUCAACAAGCGCCGUAUGGAGGAUCAAAGGCUGGACAGGGAGGACCAGGUGGCUUUCGAGGAAUUGUUGGAGGCCGGAUUCGAGCAGAGUGGGGUCAAGUUUCAACAGGAUCUGGCAGCUGCGAUUUUUGUACAUCAGGAGGGCAGACCUGUUGUUGACUAUAUCAACAAACACGACAAAUGUUCCUGGAAAGCGGCGUUUUUCAGCAUGGACUGCGAGACGAGUCUUCUCCGUGGCGCCAGUCUUCUCAGCCGAGCCGGCACGCAGUACCGCUUUGUCCAUCGCUCCAUCUUGGAGUACUUUUUCGCCUGCACCAUCUCUGGGCCCACCAAAGAACAUGAUGAAUUUGAUCCGCCUGUCCAUUCCGAUACCCCCGCCAUACCACCCACCAUUAGCACACAUCCAUUGUCCCAGAAGGACCUUGUCGUAGAGCCCUCGAUCAUCCAGUUUCUGGCGGAGCGCGUGCAACUGGAUUCUGGAUUCAAGGACGAGCUCCUCGCCAUCAUUGAGCAGUCCAAGACCGACGACCAAGCAGCUCGAGCCGCUGCGAACGCCAUCACGAUCUUGAUUAAGGCAGGGGUACGAUUCAACGGAGCCGAUCUUCGGGGUAUUCGAGUUCCUGGAGCGGACAUGUCUGGUGGAGAGUUCGACUCUGCACAACUGCAGGAGGCUGACUUGACAGAUGUGAACCUCACCAAAAGCUGGAUUCGUCAGGCGGACUUCACCAAGGCGCAGAUGGAGAGAGUUCAAUUUGGAGAGUUACCGUACCUGAAGGAUGAUGAUGCGGUGUACUCGUGCGCCUAUUCUCCUGACGGAACAUCGCUUGCUGCAGGUCAUUCCGAAGGAGGCAUCAACAUUUACGACACCUCUACAUGGACAACGACUCACACUUUUGAAGGGCAUCGAGGCAUUAUUAGGAGCCUUGCCUAUUCGCCAACGAGUCUUCAACUUCUUUCAGGCAGCGGCGAUAGUACAGUACGAUUGUGGGACUGCGAGAGUGGAUCGUGCAUUUUUGUGCUGGAGCAUACCGGCGGAGUGUUGACUGUGGCAUUUUCACCCUCUGGCAAGCAGGUCACAUCGGGUGGAAUGGACGGGACUGUGAGGCUAUGGGAUGUUCAGACAGGCGCCAAUCUAUUCAACUUGACCGUUCAUACUGAGUGGGUUCAUAGCAUCUCUUACUCACCCGAUGGACAUGCGGUUGUGUCUGUUAGCGACGAUAGGAUGAUCCGGUUCAUUGACACACAGACUGGACAGCCAGUAGAAGUCUGGAAGAGUCAAAGUAGUGGGAUGACAAGGGUCGCAUACUCUCCUGGAGGUCUAGAGAUUGCCGUGGGGCAUGGCUAUGGCGAGUUACAGCUCUAUGAUACAACUACCGGCAAGCCAACGAGGAAUUGGAAGGCUCAUGACGAAUCAGUCACAGGUGUGAUCUUUUCGCCGAACAGCCAAUGGAUCGCCACAUGCGGUCGGGACUACACGGUGAAGGUCUGGAGCGCAGCAACAGGAUCGGUCCUCUCUGUCUUUACCGGUCAUAAUGCUUCUGUCUGCCAAGUAGCCUUUUCGCCAAACGGACUCCAACUUGCCUCAUGUAGUAUGGACGGCACCAUUCGACUCUGGGACGUGAGCUCGUUGGGUACAGGUAUGGACGUGGAGGGCGGAUCGGACCCGUUGACGAGCGUACUCUUUUCUCCAGACGGUCGACUUCUCUUCUGUGGUUCCAAGUCGGGAGCUGUGCGGCAGUUUGAUGCAAGAUCUGGAGAGUCUGGUCCUUUCGUUGUUUACGGAGACAAGCCUGUCGAGUGCCUAGCGGUCUCCCCUGAUGGUCUUCGAAUCGCGUCAGUUGGAACGUACGACGAAUUCGUCACUGUGUGGAACAUUGGAACAGGUCAAGCCGACGUUGUCUUGCGCGGUCACACAGGAGACGUGAUCGCCGUGGCUUUUUCAGCCGACAGCUGCUGGAUCGCCACGGGCAGUUACGACAAGACAGUGCGACUUUGGGACUCUCGCUCAGGGAUACUUGACCGCGUGUUUGAAGGCCAUACCAGUCAUGUUUUUUGUUUGGUAUUCUCGCCGUACAGCCAUGAAAUUUUGUCGGGAGGUCGGGAUGGAACUAUUCGAGCCUGGGAUUUGGACAGUUGUGAGUGUAGAGUUGUUGUGGAUGCUGGCGAUGGUAUAGGACUUUGGGCAAUAUCAACUUCACCCAAUGGCUUGAGGGUUGCUUCUAUAACCAAACAGAUCGUUGUUGUUGCUGCUGUUGACCUUUGGGGCAGGGAUAUCUGCCAUCACCUACAAAGUCUAGAGCGCGACCCCGACAGCGUACAAAGCUUUGCAUUUUCGUCCUGUGGGCGAUGGGUAGGCGUGGGCUAUUGGGGUUCGGUUCGGCUCUGGAAUUUCGUCGCUGACACAUCGGCGGAAGGAGGAGGAGGAGAAGGUGGGGAGUGGAAGUGUUCGGUGCGUAUCCGAGAUAUCUUUGGAAAUGUCAACAGCAUUGCUUGGAAACCUGACACGCUGGAGUUUAGUAUCGGAUGCAAGAAUGGGUCUCUUCAAGUGUGGAGACUGGUGGAGACGUCGUCGUCGUCGGAUGCAUGGUCGGCUCAGUUGGUUUGGAGCACUGGAAAUCUUGUUCUAGCUGCCUCGGAUGUCGUUUUUGCCGACGCUGUUGGUCUCUCUUCGAACAAUCAUCAAUUGCUCACUCAACGUUGCAAGGGUGCUGCUGCUUAA
Molecule: messenger RNA, 5538 nt
Organism: Linnemannia hyalina
Lineage: Eukaryota; Fungi; Mortierellomycota; Mortierellomycetes; Mortierellales; Mortierellaceae
Source: the annotation of a GenBank genome assembly